Myotis davidii is the source of this 1333-nucleotide messenger RNA. RefSeq names its product pyroglutamylated RFamide peptide receptor (gene QRFPR). NCBI's taxonomy places the organism in Eukaryota, Metazoa, Chordata, Mammalia, Chiroptera, Vespertilionidae. Gene Ontology annotation, biological process: G protein-coupled receptor signaling pathway. Gene Ontology annotation, cellular component: membrane. Bases 1 to 978 code for a protein of 325 amino acids. Gene Ontology annotation, molecular function: neuropeptide Y receptor activity. The record is from RefSeq and is a predicted model, not a curated record. The transcript is spliced from 7 exons.
AUGCCGCCAGAUGCCUCAGCCUACGUGAGCAUGUCCUUCCUCGUGAGGGCUGAGUACAAUGCGGGGCCCGCCCAGCUGGCCCUGGUGCUGGCCGGGGCGCUCAUCUUCGCGCUGGCGCUCUUCGGCAACACGCUGGUGGUGUACGUGGUGGCCCGCAGCAAGGCCAUGCGCACCGUCACCAACAUCUUCAUCUGCUCGCUGGCGCUCAGCGACCUGCUCAUCGCCUUCUUCUGCAUCCCGGUCACGACGCUGCAGAACGUCUCGGACACCUGGCUGGGGGGUGCCUUCGUCUGCAAGAUGGUGCCCUUCGCCCAGUGCACGGCCGUGGUGACGGAGAUCCUCACCCUGACCUGCAUCGCCGUGGAGCGGCACCAAGGCCUGGUGCACCCGCUCCGAGCCAAGUGCCGCUACACCAACCGCAGGGCCUUCACCACGCUGGGUGUGGUCUGGCUGGUGGCGGCCAUCGUGGGAGCCCCCAUGUGGCACGUGCAGCGGCUCGAGGGAGAGGUUAACCGACACUGUGUCCCGUGGCCCAGGAAGAAGAAGCGGGCCGUGGCCAUGAUGGUGACCGUGGUAGCCCUCUUUGCCGUGUGCUGGGCUCCUUUCCACGUCGUGCACAUGCUGGUGGAAUACAGCAGCUUCGAGGAGGAGCACGACGAGGUCACCAUCAAGAUGACUUUUGCCGUUGUGCAGUUCCUGGGGUUCGCCAACACCAUCUGCAACCCCAUCGUGUACGCCUUUAUGAACGAGAACUUCAAGAAGAACUUCCUGGCCGCCGUGUGCUGCUGCGUGGUGACGGAAACCCGGUCCCCCGCAUGGCGGCGGCGUGGGCCCUCGGGGACGGCCAUGACGCAGAAGCGAGCUGUGCUGGGCCGGAGGGAGGACGCCGUGGGGGAGACCAAGGGCGAGGCGUUCAGCCACGGCCACAUCGAGGUCAAGCUGUGCGACCUGCCCGAGGAGACACGGCGGCCCCGGUGACUGCCCCCCUCGCGUCCUGGGCCGGAGCAGCUGCGUCAGGCCGUGGUGCCCGUGGCAUCAGCACCCUCACCGUGAAUGUCACAUCUCCAUCGGACGGGAAGUGACUGUGAGCACAGGCCAGAGACGUCUCUCACUGGCCGAGUGAUGAGACGGAGUCACCUGGAGUCAUUUCCCCAUAAAAAUCUGACCUUAAACAUGAACGCACAGUUUUGAGAAAUGAGUGACCCGUCCUGUGGAUCAUUCGUGUGGAUUUAAAGUCUCGUGGAUUUAAAGUUUCCCCUCCAGUCAAUGUGACGUGGCUUUUCUGUGUUGUUGAAACUGGAUGAGAAAAUAAAAAUGGCAUCUUCCUUCUUGA